This is a messenger RNA of Trachymyrmex septentrionalis, 672 nucleotides long. RefSeq lists its product as uncharacterized. Bases 84 to 659 code for a protein of 191 amino acids. The transcript has 6 exons. The record is from RefSeq and is a predicted model, not a curated record. Lineage: Eukaryota; Metazoa; Arthropoda; Insecta; Hymenoptera; Formicidae.
GAAUAGAUGGAUUGAAGUUAAAUUGAAUAUAUACAAGUUUUUUUUAUCCUAAACAUUCUCUGUGCUUUCGUGUGACCUAUAAUAUGGAUGAUAUAGAACGUUUUAUAAAAGUUAUACAACAAAAAAGAUUGGCUAAUCAGCGUGAAUUAGAACAUCUCGACGAAGAGCCUAGUGAACAUAAAGAGUUAAUGAAGGAAUUGCGAGACUUGAGAAGGGAAACAGAACAAUGCAAGGAGAACAUCACAAAACAUCUCAAUAUGAUAACAUCACACAAACACUCUGUACAUAAAAUAGUACAUUCUACAAGCAAUAUUUCAGGCUUACCUGUAUCACACGAUUACGCACAAGAUAUGACAACAAUGUUUACUGAUGCAAUUGAAUUCUUGAAUAAUAUAGGAGAUAUUCACAAAGCACUCGCUAACGUUAAAGAAAAUAAUGUGGAUCCUUCAAAAUUAAUUCAAGAUGUGACAAUGUGCAUAGAAGUUGUAGAAAACAAGUUAUAUCAAACAAAGUGCAGUAUUGCCCAACUGGAAACAUUGAAGGAAAAUGUAGUAGUGCUCCAACAUCUCUUAAAUAGUAGUAAUAAUAUUGAAGAUGGAAAUAUAGAUUCAAAUAACAUCAAUAAUGAAUCAACAGAUAGCAGUUCAACUAUUAUGUAAUAAAUAUAUUAAC